Molecule: messenger RNA, 857 nt
Organism: Amoebophrya sp. A120
Lineage: Eukaryota; Dinophyceae; Syndiniales; Amoebophryaceae
Source: the annotation of a GenBank genome assembly
GGGCAACUGGGCGCGCCAGGGGCUCUGUUCGCACUGUCGUAGGGAAAACCGAGGCUACAGCGCGCACGUGUACGAGUUCGUCCCCCCUGUGCCGGUCUACGCCAUGCGGAUCUCGAACCGAAAUGUCGCAAAAUACCGGCUAGACUACUCCAGGGUGUUCUACAGGUCGACGGACGACCAUCGCCUCCCAGACAAUAAUGGUGCAGUUCGCGAAGACAUUGUACCGCAGUACAUAUUGAGAGGAAAAAACCCCCCUCAACAUAUCAAAAUGGAAGUCUGUGAUGCGGGAUUUGUAUACAGCGCAAAUCAUUUUGUCAUUCUAGAAGGUAAGAGAUGCGGACUGUAGCGCUGGCUGGCGUGGGAAAGCCCAAGCCCUGCGUCUUCAGCAUGACAGGAAGCAACUGGAAACGGGAAACAGCAAAAGAAAUUGCCUGCAAAUAAGGGAGCAGGUGCGUCUCUUGGCUUUCUAGCAAUACGAGCCGACCACUCGUGUACUCAAAUACAGCAACACAAAUUUUCUUUUCGCUAAUAUGGGGAGGGGGGACGUUUCCUCACGAUAGUUCUACGGCCGAUGGAGAUGCGAUAUCACCAGAAAAAAGUGUUACACUUACACAUUUGUUGGAGUUUCUGCAUCACAAAUUUUCUCUGUGUCGCAAGGAAAACUUGUAAUGCGAAUAUCAUACGGGAAAAACGGAAAGAAACGAGGCUCCCAAGCAUUUCCUGCAUGAGAAAGGUUGUCUGUGUUGCCGGUCUUGCAACACAAUGUGUAACUGUAACACUUUUUUCUUGCGAUAUGCGACGGUGGAACGCGAGUCUGGAGGCGACGAAUUUGCAAGGGCGACGACUAUCAAAUGUAA